AGCUGGUGUGUUUGGACAUUUAUAACUUAUACGGCUCUGCAGCAGAACAAUUUUCUAUUAGGAAACAACAAGGAUUUUAUUUUAAGAAGUGGACUUUGGAUCUUGAAGACACAACCACCAUGUACCUGCUUUGGGCUUUUACGUUUGUUUUUCUGGUGAUUUCCCAAUGCGCACACGGAGACCUACUUCAGCAGCAAGUUCUUGCAAAAAGCGCGUCCGGAUUUUCCCAAAAUUUGUACCGCCAAGUCGCAAUUUCAGAGGAGCAAAUCGUUUAUUCUCCAUACAGCAUUCAUUCGGCCUUGACCAUGACCUACCUUGGAGCGAGAGGCGUGUCAGCGAGGGAGAUGAGUCAGGUCCUGGGGCUGACGUCACUACAAGACCCCCAUCAAACCUAUCAUGACCUCAUCGUUGAUUGGAACUCUGCCGAAAGUGUCCGGUUGGACGUCUGCAACGCCAUCUUCACCAACCCGUACGAGACGAUCCUACCGUCUUUCAUCUCUGACGUCGACAGGUACUACCUGGCUCCGGCCAACAAACUGGACGUGACAGAGCCAGAGAGGGCCAUUAACGAGCUGGUCGCCAACAAAACCCACAACAUGAUUCCAGAGAUCCUCAAACCUGGGAGUCUUGAUGACGGUACGGACAUAGUUCUAGUCAAUGUGGUUUUCUUCAACGGCACUUGGGAGAACCAAUUUCUCAGUGAACUAACACAACAACAAGACUUCCACAAGCUUGGCGGAGCGAUAUCACAGGUUUCUAUGAUGAAUGAGGCGGAGAAACUGAAGAAUUACAAGAAAGACAACGUCAAUGGAGUUGAUGUUCUAGAGCUACCUUUUAAAGGCAACCGAUUCUCGAUGUACUUCGCUCUUCCUCAAAAAAUGGAUGGUAUUUCAGACUUGGAAAACCUACUGGCUACCCCGGGCAAGGUGGACGAGUUGUUUGAUGGUCUGACCUCUAAGGUGGUCAGGGUCAGCCUGCCCAAGUUUAAAAUCGAGACGUCACUUGAUCUCAUUAAUCCACUCAUAGAGCUGGGGAUGUAUUCGGAGUUCGAUGACAGGGCGGAUUUCAGCGGAAUUAACGGAUUAGGUGACAUCUUCAUCGACAAGGCCAUCCACAAGGCGGUCAUUGACCUGCAGGAGACAGGGACGGUGGCGUCUGCCGCCACUGUCAUCUCAAUGACCAAGGGGAUGAUCAUCCCCAGGGCCACAUUCCUCGCUGACCACCCCUUCAUGUUUUUCCUUCGCGACAACGUCACCGGGCAGCUUUUGUUCCAGGGGAAAUUUUCAGGAUAAACUCCUCUCCCCCUCCUCCCCUCG
Molecule: messenger RNA, 1316 nt
Organism: Physella acuta
Lineage: Eukaryota; Metazoa; Mollusca; Gastropoda; Physidae
Product: leukocyte elastase inhibitor
Molecular function (GO): serine-type endopeptidase inhibitor activity
Source: RefSeq, a predicted model, not a curated record